AUGCAACUUUCUUCGCAAGCCGACGCGUCGCCUUUCACUCGACACGCGCGCUCUUGCGUCACUCAAUCGCUCGUCACCGAGCUGGAGUUCACUCACUUUGAAACUCAAGUGUACGAAGAGGUGUGCAAAGCUAAUUCUACUAAAGUUUCAUUUCAUUCAACAAUUCGGCUUCACGUGUUCUACCUCAACAUAUUUCGUAGGCAAUACCUACCUCUAGAUAUGCAGCCAAACGUGCCACUUGGUGUAUCAAACCAACAGGCA
Messenger RNA from Brenthis ino (lesser marbled fritillary), 261 nucleotides. The record is from the annotation of a GenBank genome assembly. NCBI's taxonomy places the organism in Eukaryota, Metazoa, Arthropoda, Insecta, Lepidoptera, Nymphalidae.